GCGCAGUGAGACCUCGAAGGGACUGAGAGAGAGACAUAUGUUCGCGUUUAAGGGUCCACAAAAUAGUGUUUUCUUCAAAGAAGAAGUAUUUAUCUAGAUAUAUAUUUAUAUCGUCUAACACACUCUACCUCAACCUUCAAGCAAGCUGAUUGUCUUUUGUUCUUUGCUUCUUUUUUUCACCAUCUUCCUGUUUACAGUAACUCUCUCUACCGCAGGUUCUUAACUUUUGCACAGCCAAUAAAAGCUAUGAUUGAGCUUUAAGUGUUCCUAACACGUGAAGGAGAAACUCAUGCACUUCAGCACCUUUCCAGAGGCUUCUAUGAACAGCUGUAACAGCUGAUGACCAAAGAGCUCCAGCCGCAAGAGACACUAGCAGGACUGAUCCGGCCCCCUCCUCCUCCUCUCCCAGCUCCCUCAUCAUGUUCCAGAGGUUCACCAGCAUCCUGUUUGGAGAUGCCUUGGAGGAGGCCAGUGAAUGUCCUGCGGGUGUGGGCUUUAACCGAAAUGAAGUUGAUGACGACUGGAUCCUCGUCGAUUAUCUCGCUGAAGCUUGCACCAGUGCCUGUGAGGAUGAGUUGAUAGAAAUCUGCUCUGAGAACAUGGAUGCCCCUGACUGCCCUCUGCGCUGCUCCUCAUGCUCGUCUCUGGACUCGGCAGCGGACACCGACUCGGAGGACAGAGCAUUCUUGUGCCUGGAUGAGGAGUGUGGUCUGGAGGAAAGCUGGUUUAUCACACCCCCGCCCUGCUUUACAGCUGGAGGAAGUAGUCCAGUGCUGUUGGAGACCAGUCCUCUAGAGAACCUGCUCAUUGAGCACCCCAGCAUGUCUGUCUAUGCUGUGCAUAGCUCACCCCAUCGCCAGCUGAAGGAAAAUACUUGUGAACCCAGCAUCCUCAGGUCUGAAGUUCAGCACAGACCCAGUCACCCUACUGGCUGCUAUGCAGCCGCUCUCACCGCCACACGUGCUUGCUUCCUAGAGCAGGCAAAAAAUGGGCGCCUAGCUCAAAGGAUUCAGGACAACGUGCAGCGCCAGCAGCUGUCUCGUAACGCGCUUCGCCGCCUGAACCUGCUCCGUGAUGGGGGGGCCAGGCAGGCCAAAGCCACCGCAGGUCAUGUCCACCAGCCCGGACAGAGGCAGUACAACUACUGAGACCUUUGCCACUGUGCUCCCCAAAUAAUUCACUCUCUCUCUUUCUCUCUCUUUCUCUUCCUCUCCCCCUUCUCUCUUCCCAGCUCUAUUCUAGGAGUUAGUCUUUCUUAUAGACAUAGACACAAUGGGAUCCUUUAGAAUCAAUAGCAUAGGUCACUUUACUCCAUUGCAGGUACCAAUCUGCUUGAGCGUAUGUCCAAAUCAGGCUCUGUUUAGCUCUUGUUCUCCUACCUGGAGCUGACAGCAUAUUUUAAUUGUGUCACGAGCGCACUUACAUAAUGGUUCACAUCUGUAUGCACUCCAUGUACAGAGCAUCAUGCAGUGUGAAUGUAGGUCUUUGUCAUCAUCAUCAUUAUUAUUAUUUUCUUGCAUGUUGUAUAUCAGUGGACAUGCAUGAAUUGCAUCAUCCUGUGCCUAUUUGCUUCAGGUGUACCAAUGUUUAUGGCCAUUUUUUUGCAUCACUAAUUGCAUUGUUGCUUAACUCAGUCGGAUAGGCUUACUUUUUCAAAAAAAUUCCUUUCGCUACUAUAUUUUAAGUCUAGCAUUAUUUGUCACUAAAAGCCUUUAGUAGAAAAUUUCCAAAUAUGUAAGAUGUAUAUUUAAAAAAAAUAAAAAACUUAAAAAUAUUUUUUAAAAGAAAAAAAAAUCACACAUAUAGUAUAUAAUGUAAAGUACAAGGUUGUAUAAGGUUGUGUUAUCUGCAGUGUAAGGUAUGUAUGUAGUUUUAGUUUGACAUUAUAUUGUAUGAAAACAGUUGAGUGUUUUAUUAUUGAUUUUGCUUUGAAUCUGCCAUACAUGUCUCAGGGCCUCAACACAGUCACUUGUUCUCUAAUAAAAUGCAGAUUACUUGACAAUUGUUAAUUGUAUUUGUACAUACUGAAGAACUUCUUAACUUUGUCAUUGAGUACAUUGCCUUGUUGAAAUAUUUGUAACUAAUCACUUUUACCUAAGCCGAACGAAAGCGAGAGGCUUGCUCGGCCUAGGACUGUGAAAACAAAGUCUUUCUUUUUUUUCCGACUGUUAAAAUCUGCAAAGAGUUAAACUUUUUUUUUUUUUUCUGAAAUGUUCUUUUCAGAAAUGAUUUUUCUCACUGUACAGGCUUUUGCAUUUUUAUGCCUCAUGUUUUAUUAGUUACAUAAAAAUUGUAUUCGCUGAGGUAAAUAUUUAAACCUAAUGUAGCAACAAACUUUGUCUUUUGGUAGUGUUAUAUAUGUAUAUAUAUUUUUUUCUUUUUGUUAUUUUGUCUGUAUUUGUGUUUGUUGAUCUGUCCAAAUUACCGCAAAAUGGUAUUGAAACAUGUUAAGUGUGCGUGGAUGAUCUAGACUGAUCGAUAUGAAGUGCAGGUUUUUAAUUCAUGGCAAACAAUCACAGCUGGCAUUCAUGAAAAUGUUCACUGUACUUGGGUCAGCAAAUUGAUUAGCACAUCUAAGAUGGCUCUUUUUCAGGACACCAUAAUGUGUUGUGUUAUUUGGCUCAUUUCACUUAACCUUGGUUUCUUUAACAUUUAUUUCUGCAGUUAUAGGGAUUUUUAGUAACAUGGCAGCUUUGUCCAAUUUCAUAGUUUUGUCUGGAGGAGCAGCAUUUCCUUUUGUCUACAGCAAUUUAACUUUUCAUGUUAACAACAGGGAUUUUAUUUGGCCUUGAAAUCUGUUAAGGAUCUCGUGCCUUCCAGGUGGACAGCGUGACAAUGCAUUAGUAAAAAACUUGAAUUCUGUCCAAAGGGACUUGAACUCACUAUGCACAGGCAAGUAGGCAAGGUUCUCUCUGUGUUUGUGUAGAUAAUUAAUAAUGCACCCUAGAUGUCACCAUCAGACUGGAAUAUAAAACAGCACUUUGCCAAUCUAGUAGGUUUAAGUACCUUCUGUUUAUUUGUUCUCUUUCUUAUAUUGUGAAUUAAUAUUUAAAACAAAUGUACACCCUUCUUUUUUUGUAACUAGCAUAAUAUACAGUUGUAAAGCCUCUUGUUUGUAUACUUUAUGCUUGUUUAUUUUUUAAUAAAUGCUUUGGUUUUUAAAUGA
Messenger RNA from Clarias gariepinus (North African catfish), 3166 nucleotides. It is a transcript of the gene tp53inp1, whose product is annotated as tumor protein p53 inducible nuclear protein 1. NCBI's taxonomy places the organism in Eukaryota, Metazoa, Chordata, Actinopteri, Siluriformes, Clariidae. Bases 420 to 1148 code for a protein of 242 amino acids. The record is from RefSeq and is a predicted model, not a curated record. Gene Ontology annotation, cellular component: nucleus; autophagosome. Gene Ontology annotation, biological process: positive regulation of DNA-templated transcription; autophagosome assembly. The transcript is spliced from 4 exons.